UCCUCAUCAGCCGGUCUUCGUCAAAAACGCCCCCAUCCAUCGUUCUCUGCCCACCCCCCAUGCAUCCUUCAAUUUCUAAAUUCGCAGAAGAAGAAUAAAAAUCCCGUCUUUACAUGGAAGCAGGCCCCGCCGCCGCCGCUAGCCCAUCGAAUCGCCGGCCGAGGCUUCGCUACUUCCGCUGCGCCUCCUUCCGGAACUGCUGUCGAUGCUUCUGUUGUUGCUACACCUACCCAUAAAGCGUCUCGCCGCCGUUUCGUCUUCCCCCCAAUUUUCUCUCCCCGAUCGUCGUCGUCGUCGAAGACCGGCGGAAUUCCUCGCGAUUCCUUUGGGGGGGUGUGUUGAUUUUCGUUUCGGAUGGAUAUCUCCGACUGUCAGUCCGGCCUCUCGCUCGCGUUCAGCUCUCGCUCCUCGACGCCGGCCCCUCUCUUGAGCCCUAGCGACGCCGUUUCGAACCAUCGCGGCUCGGCGAGCUCGCUCCCGCUGCAGCUGCUCGAGCCGAAGCAUGACCGCUCGAGGGAGAGCGACGAGGAGGGAUUGAGCGAGGAGGAGGAGGACGAGGUGGAGGAGGAGGAGGAGGAGGAGGAGGAUGAGGAGGAGUUUAGGAUUUUGGGGCACUCGAUGUGCUUGAAGAGGCAGAGGGACGGGCAGCUGUUGCCGAAUUCGAACGCUGCCAAGCGGGUUGCGGUCGAGCAGGGGGUCGAGGGCCGGCGCGCCGCCGUGAAAGCGUGGGGGACCCAGCCUCUGUCUGCGGCGGACCCGGAGAUUCACGAGAUCAUGGAGAAGGAAAAGCAGAGGCAGUUUAAAGGUAUCGAAUUGAUUGCUUCCGAGAAUUUCGUGUGUAGGGCGGUAAUGGAAGCGCUAGGCAGCCAUUUGACUAAUAAGUAUUCGGAGGGGAUGCCCGGUUCUAGAAAUUACACGGGCAAUGCGUAUAUUGAUCAAAUUGAGUUCCUCUGCUUUAAGCGUGCAUUGGAGGCGUUCCAUUUAGAUUCGGAUAAAUGGGGCGUGAAUGUGCAGUGUUAUUCGUGUACCUCCGCCAACUUCGCUGUGUACACUGGUCUUUUGCUUCCGGGGGAUCGGAUAAUGGGUUUGGACUCGCCUUCUGGUGGCCACCUGAGUCACGGUUAUUAUGCGCCGAGUGGGAAGAAGGUCUCUGCUGCUUCCAUAUUCUUCGAGAGCCUUCCUUACAAAGUCAAUCCACAAACGGGGUUGGUCGAUUAUGAUAAGCUGGAAGAGAAGGCUCUCGAUUACAGACCAAAGAUACUGAUCUGUGGUGGGAGUUCGUACCCUCGAGAGUGGGAUUAUGCAAGGUUUAGGCACAUAGCAGAUAAGUGUGGGUCCAUUUUGAUGUGUGAUAUGGCGCACAUCAGUGGUCUCGUGGCAGCAAAGGAAUGUGCAAGUCCAUUUGAUUAUUGUGAUAUUGUCACCUCAACAACUCACAAAAGUCUCAGAGGUCCUAGAGGAGGUAUAAUCUUUUACAGAAAAGGUGUGAAAUCAAGGAAACAAGGCUCGCUGUCUAGUCAUGGUCAUGAUACCACCAAUUAUGAUUUUGAGGAAAGGAUAAACUUCUCUGUCUAUCCAACAACGCAAGGAGGCCCUCAUAAUAAUCACAUCGCCGCUCUUGCCAUAGCCUUAAAACAAGUGGCUACCCUCGAGUACAAAGCAUAUAUUCAGCAGGUGAAGAAAAAUGCUCAAGCUUUAGCAUCUGCAUUGUUGAGGAGAAAAUGCCGGUUGGUGACUGGAGGCACGGACAAUCAUUUGUUGGUCUGGGACCUGACUCCUCUUGGUUUAUCAGGAAAGAAUUAUGAGAAGGUCUGUGAGAUGUGCCACAUUAGUGUCAACAAAGCUGCUAUAUUUGGUGAAAAUGGUGCAAUUUCUCUGGGAGGAGCAAGAAUUGGUACUCCUGCCAUGACAUCGAGAGGAUGUAUCGAGUCUGAUUUCGAGACGAUAGCUGAUUUUCUCCUUAGGGCGGCUCAGAUAGCCAUUGGUGUGCGGAGGGAACAUGGAAAAUCGCAGAGGGAUUUCCUCAAGGGUUUUCAGAACAACAAAGACAUUGUUGAGCUGCGGAAUCGAGUUGAGGCAUUUGCUUCCCAAUUUGCUAUGCCGGGAAUUAACAGUUGACUCUAGAAAAGCAGCUGGAGGCAUUUGUUGUGGAACUUUUCCGUUCGCCUCCACUUGUGUGCCGUCUAAUGCUCUUCCCAAUUUUUGGCGUUUUGUUAGUCUGCUGUGCAUAUUACAGAUAAUUAGUCUCUAUACCAUGUGGAAAUAUCAAACACCGCAGUCUGAGCCUGUUCAUUUCUUCACACAAAUGAUUACUGUUAGGAAGCAUCUCUGUUCAUUUUGUUUUCUCAACAUCUAUGUUCUCCACAUAUUUCUGGAAUUGCUGGGUUAAUGGUCGAAGUUCUGUUCGUUGUCUUGUCAGCCUAAUUCCUGAAACAUUUGUAUGACUUACAGAGUGAGCUAUAGCUAUGGCUUUAGCUUGCUUCAAGUUCAAUGAGGUUGAGAAAGAACGCAAAUUUUGGGGAGA
Molecule: messenger RNA, 2524 nt
Organism: Eucalyptus grandis
Lineage: Eukaryota; Viridiplantae; Streptophyta; Magnoliopsida; Myrtales; Myrtaceae
Product: serine hydroxymethyltransferase 7
Exons: 4
Coding region: 355-2118 (587 amino acids)
Biological process (GO): L-serine catabolic process; tetrahydrofolate interconversion; folic acid metabolic process
Cellular component (GO): cytoplasm
Molecular function (GO): glycine hydroxymethyltransferase activity; pyridoxal phosphate binding; cobalt ion binding
Source: RefSeq, a predicted model, not a curated record